UAUUAUUUGACGUGAAGUUUCACAUUUCUACAAGGUCCUUGUUAGUGUAUGUAUUUUCAAUCAGGAAGACAGCCGAUAUGAGUACAAAACAUUUGGCAGCCGGAUCUGUUGCCCCUCCCCUUAAACCUGAAAAAAUACGUUUAUACAGUAUGAGAUUUUACCCGUAUGCGCAAAGAAUUCAUCUAGUCCUGUAUGCAAAAAUGAUACCAUAUGAUGUUGUUUAUGUUAAUCUAAUGAGUAAACCAGAAUGGUUACUAGAAAAAAGCCCAUAUGGUAAAGUUCCUCGUGUAGAGAUGAAUGGAGGGGAAACAUUGUACGAAAGUCUUAUCAUUGCUGACUAUUUGGAUAAAGUAUAUCCCCAAAACAUGCUAAAUAUACACAAAGUCGUCUUGCUGGAACACCUCAUAUGACUUAAUUACUGCAUAAUUAAAAGUGGUUCAACAGAUAACAAUCACAAAAUAUACAGAGAUGUUGCAAUGAGAGAACUAAUAUAAAGAAUGUAUUUCUGUUCCUAACUUUUAUAUGGUAAAUAUAUCUAUUAUGCUUUAUACAAAAAGAUGAAAAUUAUGUUUAUGUGUACAAGAGCUUAGAAGAAAUAUAUUUUCGUUGUAAAAAAUA
This is a messenger RNA of Megalopta genalis, 618 nucleotides long. NCBI's taxonomy places the organism in Eukaryota, Metazoa, Arthropoda, Insecta, Hymenoptera, Halictidae. The record is from RefSeq and is a predicted model, not a curated record.